Messenger RNA from Alexandromys fortis (reed vole), 1551 nucleotides. It is a transcript of the gene Oprl1, whose product is annotated as opioid related nociceptin receptor 1. Gene Ontology annotation, molecular function: neuropeptide binding; nociceptin receptor activity. Gene Ontology annotation, biological process: sensory perception of pain; neuropeptide signaling pathway. The record is from RefSeq and is a predicted model, not a curated record. The transcript is spliced from 3 exons. The coding region runs from base 1 to 1104 and encodes 367 amino acids. NCBI's taxonomy places the organism in Eukaryota, Metazoa, Chordata, Mammalia, Rodentia, Cricetidae. Gene Ontology annotation, cellular component: plasma membrane; neuron projection.
AUGGAGUCCCUCUUCCCUGCCCCAUUCUGGGAGGUCUUGUAUGGCAGCCACUUUCAAGGCAACCUGUCUCUCCUAAAUGAGACUGUACCCCACCACCUGCUGCUCAAUUCUAGCCACAGCGCCUUCCUGCCCCUUGGACUCAAGGUCACCAUCGUGGGGCUCUACUUGGCUGUGUGCAUCGGGGGGCUGCUGGGGAACUGCCUCGUCAUGUAUGUCAUCCUCAGGCAUACCAAGAUGAAGACAGCUACCAACAUUUAUAUAUUUAAUCUGGCACUGGCUGAUACCCUGGUCUUGCUGACACUGCCCUUCCAGGGCACAGAUAUCCUAUUGGGCUUCUGGCCAUUUGGGAAUGCACUAUGCAAGACUGUCAUUGCUAUUGAUUACUACAACAUGUUCACCAGCACUUUCACCCUGACUGCCAUGAGUGUAGACCGCUACGUGGCCAUCUGCCACCCAAUUCGUGCUCUUGAUGUUCGGACGUCCAGCAAAGCCCAGGCUGUUAAUGUGGCCAUAUGGGCCCUGGCCUCUGUGGUUGGUGUUCCUGUUGCCGUCAUGGGCUCAGCACAAGUAGAGGAUGAAGAGAUCGAAUGCCUGGUGGAGAUCCCUGCCCCUCAGGACUACUGGGGCCCUGUGUUUGCCAUCUGCAUCUUCCUUUUUUCCUUCAUCAUCCCUGUGCUGAUCAUCUCUGUCUGCUACAGCCUCAUGAUUCGGCGGCUCCGGGGCGUCCGUCUGCUUUCAGGCUCCCGAGAGAAGGACCGGAACCUGCGUCGUAUCACACGGCUGGUGCUGGUGGUGGUGGCUGUGUUUGUGGGCUGCUGGACACCUGUUCAAGUCUUUGUGCUGGUACAAGGACUGGGUGUUCAGCCAGGCAGUGAGACUGCAGUAGCCAUCCUGCGCUUCUGCACAGCCCUGGGCUAUGUCAACAGCUGUCUCAACCCCAUUCUCUAUGCUUUCCUGGAUGAGAACUUCAAGGCUUGCUUUAGAAAGUUCUGUUGUGCUUCAGCCUUGCACCGGGAGAUGCAGGUGUCUGAUCGUGUGCGCAGCAUUGCCAAAGAUGUGGGCUUUGCUUGCAAGACUUCUGAGACAGUACCACGGCCGGCAUGACUAGGCGUGGACCUGCCCAUGGUGCCUGUCAGCCCACAGAGCCCAUCUACACCCAACACGGAACUUACACAGGUCACUGCUCUCUAGGUUGACCCUGAGCCUUGAGCAUCUGGGGCCUUGAAUGGCUUUUCUUUUGCUCAGGGUGCUUAGAAACCUAGAGGAAGACCUUAUAACACCAUGGGACAGGUCAAAGUGUCAAGGUGGCCUCUAUGACUUCUGAUCGUGUGCGCAGCAUUGCCAAAGAUGUGGGCUUUGCUUGCAAGACUUCUGAGACAGUAUAGGCUCCCCACUCUGGUGUGACGCUGUACAGAAAUAUCUAGAACACAGUGGACAUGCCUGGAGAACCUACAUAGGUAUUCAUGCUUCACGUGACUCUUCUCUGGCCUCUCCCUGCUACCCUGCUCUGGGUGAGCUCAGCCUGAGGUAUUUCAGUGACCAUGCAGUCAU